Molecule: messenger RNA, 844 nt
Organism: Alexandromys fortis (reed vole)
Lineage: Eukaryota; Metazoa; Chordata; Mammalia; Rodentia; Cricetidae
Product: protein BEX2-like
Exons: 3
Coding region: 224-607 (127 amino acids)
Biological process (GO): signal transduction
Cellular component (GO): cytoplasm; nucleus
Molecular function (GO): signaling receptor binding
Source: RefSeq, a predicted model, not a curated record
CUCACGCCCCUCUCCGGGUCCUGGACUUGCCCCUGCUCACUCCCUCCAGCCCGCCAUCCCGGCCAGGCACCUGUUCCCGGUCUCGUAGCUGCUGGCGCAGAGCGCGGGUCCCGACAGCGCGGACAGCAGGAGCAGGAGGAGCAGGUCCCAGGAGUCCGGCUUCGCAGCGCACCUGGUGGUGAGCAUCGCCCCCCGGGAGAAGGCAAAGAUAGGCCCAGGAAUAAUGGAGUCCAAAGAACAAGGAGGAAAAAAUCUCAACAUGGAAAAUGACCAUCAGGGCAAGGAGGAAAAGGAAGAAAAGCCGCAGGGUGCUAAGAAAAGGGUGCAGCCUGUGGUCCUGCCUCUUGAAGCUGAAUACUCUGCGCCUCGAGGAAAUCGCAGGCGCUUCCGCAUUAGGCAGCCCAUCGUGCACUAUAGAUGGGACCUGAUGCACAGGGUCGGAGAGCCCCAGGCAAGGAUGAGAGAGGAGAACAGGGAAAGGUUUGGGGAGGAUGUGAGACAGCUCAUGGAGAAGUUGAGGGAAAGGCAGCUGAGCCACACUCAGCGGGCAGUUAGCACUGACCCCCCUCACCAUGACCAUCAUGAUGAGUUUUGCCUUAUGCCCUGAAUCCUGGUUUCCUGAAGAUAAUACGGGGACCCCCUGCUUCAAAAACUUAAUGUUUGUGAUGUACGGUUGUAAAAUUUUGAGGGUGCUUCUUUCAUGUGGAUCUCUUCCUGUGUCAGCUUCUAAUUGCAACUUGUGUUCUUGACUCAGUCUGUAAUUCUUUUGUUAGCAGAGUUUAUCAGUUGCAUGGCAAGAUGCUCCUUACAUAUUGUGAAGUUAAUAAAGCAGAUUAAAAAGGCG